Lolium rigidum is the source of this 813-nucleotide messenger RNA. RefSeq lists its product as uncharacterized. The transcript has 4 exons. The coding region runs from base 1 to 414 and encodes 137 amino acids. The record is from RefSeq and is a predicted model, not a curated record. Lineage: Eukaryota; Viridiplantae; Streptophyta; Magnoliopsida; Poales; Poaceae.
AUGGCGGCGGCGGCGGCGGCCCGGCGGCUGUGUAGCGCGGCGGCGGCGCAGCCCCCGCGCCUGAAGAAGCUCGCGCUCCACGCGCCCAAAUCCGUGGAGGUUGAGUUUGCGGAUGGCAGCUCAUUCCAUCUGUCAGCUGAGUUUCUCAGAGUUUACAGCCCAGCAGCUGACAGCAAAAUCAGAUCAAUAGCUGGUGAGAAGGUUAUAUUUGGGCGGAGACAUGUUGGAAUAAUGUCAGCUGAAUCAAUAGGAAAUUAUGGAGUUCGGAUAUUGUUUGAUGAUUUGCACAAGACUGGGAUCUUCACUUGGGACUACUUGCACCAUCUGGGUUCUAAUAAAUUCAGUUUGUCACGAACUUAUAUCAAAACUUUGAGGAAACACGGUCUUAGUCGGGAUCCUGGGAGAAGAAAAUGAUGGAACCAAAGUAUUUGUGCCAGUUAAAUAUUGUAGAUACAAGUGAACACAAAUAGGCUUUCCCUACCAUGUCUUGGAAUUGGUAUUCAGAAGAACUGCUUCCUUGAUGGGGAUGGAUGGAGCUGAUACAUGUGAACUCAGAAUCUCCUAAACCAGAUAGCUUACUAUGUAAUGCUAGGAAUUGUUCUUACAAUAGCAGGUAUGAGAAACGGUACAAUUCUCUUACAUUUAGUUUAUCAAUAUUUUCUGAAAUGGAUUGUAUGUAUUUCUUGAGUUGUGCCAAGAGAAGUUUUUUUUCCUUUUCCACUAUGAAUUGUCCAACACCAAGUAUUUUUAUGUACCCUCUAUGUUUGACAUCUGAAGUGCUAGAAUGGUUGAAUAAGAGACAAGGAGGAGAGC